AUUGGAAUUGUGGAUUCGCGUUGUUUACGUAACGGAGUCCCGGGUUACUCUUGCGGCGUGCGUGGAAUUACAGGCGAUGUAGCCUGAUCAUGAACUGGACACCGGAACAAAAACAGCUCCACUGCGUUUGAAUUAAAAUCCAGAAUGUGUGUCAAAGCAACCCGGGGGUCCUGAAUGCGAGCCGAGAGUAGAAAUGCAACCGUUUUAAUAGAAACAAUCUAUUAUAAAUGCAGAUUAUGAUUGAUAACCCGAUGACUGUACUGCAAGCAACGCGCGGCUUCGCUCAAUUAAACCCAGCAGAUUAAGGACGUUACCACCUGGCACUGAAAUAACCAAACAGCAAUAAGAGAGAGCCGCAGACUGGGAUGGGUGCUGGCGUCAGUCACAGCAGUAACACGGAGAAGGGCUUGCUUGCCGAUAACCCCUGCGGUUCAGGCUGGAGGGGUCUGCUGUCCAGUGUGGGUAUCUCGCUCCCGACUGGACUCUGCCAGUUCGGCCCGUUCCGCUUCACGCGGCGCAAGAUCAAAGACAAACCCGAGCAGGGUCCGGAGCUGCUGCCGCUGCCGCCGCCUCUCCUUCAGAGCCCCGGCAAGGAUGUCCUGGAGUGGCCGCUGUCAGGAUUCAUCUCGCUGUUCCUCCCCGAGUUCCCGCACCGUUCCUUCCCCGGAAAGGAGCGCUUCCAGAUCCUGGACUUCAUAGCCAAAGGCUCCUAUGGACCAAUUCUGAAGGUGAAAGACAGACAGAAGGAGAAGACAUGCGCAGUGAAGGUUUUGCUGAAAUCUGAGAUUUUAAGGCAGGGGGUUUUGGAACAAUCUAAAGAAGAGGUGAUCAUCCAGCGCCUGGUGCAGCACCCCUUUCUGCACGACCUGCAGGACUGCUGGCAGACACUGCGCCACCUCUUCAUUAUGUGUGAGUACUGCAGCACAGGCGACCUCCACACAUACUGGUCCAUGAUUGGACAGUUCAGAGAGGAUGCCGUUCAAGUGUUUGCUGCCGAGCUGGGCUCAGCUGUCGGGUUUCUCCACGAUUUCGGAAUUAUACACAGGGACAUCAAGAUGGAAAAUGUACUUUUGAAUGACCGAGGACACCUGAGGCUGGCAGACUUCGGGCUGUCCCGUCGACUGGAGAGAGGAGGAAAGGCGUACACUAUCUGCGGGACGAUGCAGUACAUGGCUCCAGAAGUUCUGAGUGGGGGUCCCUAUAACCACGCUGCUGAUUGGUGGUCGCUGGGCAUCCUGCUCUUCUCAUUGGCUGCAGGGAAGUUCCCUGUCUCCGCGGAGCCGGAUCACUCGUCCAUGCUGAGGAUGGUCAGGAGAAGUGAAUACGACAUGCCGAGCACGUUCAGCCCACAGCUCUCCCUCCUGCUCAGUGAGCUGCUGUGUAAAAACCCUGUGCGGCGGCUGCACCACCUCGAUCGCUUCAAGAAGCAGCUCUUCUUCCGGGGCACCACCUUCGACACACACCUGCUGCAGAAGAACCCCAUGGGCCUGAUCCUGGAGCUGAAGAAGCAGCGAGGGCCUGGGCUGGGGCAGGGGCAGGACCCCUUCCAGAACUUCGACUGUGACCUCACCGAAGCACUCAACUUGAAAUGACACUGGAAAUGCACUGAUGAGAAGAACUUUAUGUUCUUAUGAUCAGUUAUUUCUAAAUACAAUUUUCGGCUAGAAAGACAAUCCGGAUUAAUCCAUCUACUGCUACAGCACGUCCGCCCUGGAGCACCGAAGCGGUCCAGUGGCAGGAGUCCAGCUCUCUGGUUUACCGAGCGGAUUCGAUCACAAACACAGCCCUGUUCUACAGGCUUCCAGUCAGAGUUUCCAGAGGCACAGCUGAGCCUGUUCAUCAGCAGUGUGUCAGUCAGCAUGGGGCUGUUGCUGCUAAGACAGAGCUUAGGGUUUCACUUUCAUAAGUUUGAUUGAACGGCAGUGCAGAACAGAGGUGCUGUAUAACAAUGUAACAUGCAGAAUAUAAACAUGGGAAAGCAUGCAAAACUGCCCUUUAAAUAACCCCUCAGCUUUACCAUGGUAAGCGUUUAUAAUGACAACCCAGCUCUGAAGACCCACCUGCACACAAACUUCACUGUGAACUGCAAGGUCAUCUUCUACUGAGAUAGCCUCCUCUUACAAGAGCAGUGUCAGGGGGUGAUUCUGUUCCAGGUGGAGUUGUUUUAUACUGUGAAUCUCUGACCGUUUAUUAAACCUCACUGUGCAAAUGAAACACGUGCGAGCUAAGACAAUCAAUAAAGCGUGUGAGACAAUUAAAAGUCUCAUAUAUGCGGCACAUGCACUUUCCUUUAGUUCAGUGGACUCGCCGCAACGUAAGUUUUGACGGGGGUUGUUCAAGUCUCUGUCCCGUAUUGUGUGUUAAAUAACUGAACUGUGUUUAGCGAUGGGAACGGUAAGGUAACAUGUAACGAGCUUUGCUAUUGUAGGGAAUAAUAAACAAACACCAAUAUGUUCUUAAAAGGAAAUAUUAUUUAAAAUGUGUCUCAAUACGUAGUUUGUCCGAAUCAUGUUUUUUUCCCACUAUUUAAUUGUGUAUGGAUUGCGAACUUUAGUGUUCACUAUAUAAACUCUCAAGCCAAAAUAAAUGUUGUUUCUGUAUUAUUGUUUGUUAUAAAAUCUCAGGUGUCCAAUUCACUAAUAAAAUGCUCUACGGAGUGUACACGUGUUUCCCUUGCAAUCAAACACUCACUGUGUGGAAUAAGGAUGCGUGAUUGAUCAAAUAGAGGCUU
Molecule: messenger RNA, 2731 nt
Organism: Acipenser ruthenus (sterlet)
Lineage: Eukaryota; Metazoa; Chordata; Actinopteri; Acipenseriformes; Acipenseridae
Product: ribosomal protein S6 kinase-related protein-like
Exons: 12
Coding region: 366-1592 (408 amino acids)
Biological process (GO): protein phosphorylation
Molecular function (GO): protein serine/threonine kinase activity; ATP binding
Source: RefSeq, a predicted model, not a curated record